ACGGGUGCUCCCUCUAGUCAGUUAUCGACGGCGUCAUCGACAAAAUAAUGAGAAUUUUCUUUUUAUAAGAGAGCCUUGGAUGUGUUUGCUACUUCGCCAUGAUGUUCGUUGGCUGUUGCGGUGAACCGAUUUACUGGACAGAAAAAUAGAAACUAGGUUGAUUCGCCGCCUCCCCAGAUGUGGCCGUUUCCUCUGCUGAGACUCCUGUUCAUGAAUGGCGAAGAUGCUUUGAUUGACAGGCUGUGGCUUGGCCAGAAGGGAUGACAGGACAUUAGCAGAUAUGGAGAUGGGGGAGAUGGAAAGGCAGUGGAGAACAACGCAUUAGAGUAGAUUCACCACAUCAGAGUCUCAGGCAAAGACAAAAUCUUAUUUUUCUAUUUCUGAACUGUGUUGAACGUAAAGCCAUACUCGGUGUCAGGAUGAGCUCUGAGGGCUUUCAGUAUCGCGCGCUCUACGACUACAAGAAGGAGCGGGAGGAGGACAUCGACCUGCACGUAGGUGAUAUGCUGCUUGUCACUAAGGGAGCGCUGCUGGCGCUCGGCUGCAGCGGCGGUGCCGAAGAACGGCCAUCUGAGAUCGGCUGGCUGCCAGGCUUCAACGAGACCACGCAGGAAAAAGGUGAUUUCCCGGGAACCUAUGUGGAGUUUGUUGGCAGGAAGAGGAUGUCCCCACCAACACCAAAGCCCCGCCCACCCAGACCGCCUUCUGCUGCUUCGACAAGGGCUGACUCUGAAUCAGAAGGCUUCACGUUGCCAGAUCUUCCAGAGCAGUUUGGACCGCCGGACACGGCCCCGCCCCUCCUGAGCCGAAUGAUGGAGGCCAUAGAGACCAAAGGUCUGGACAGUCCUGGUGUCUAUCGCAGUCUGGGUGGAGGAGGUCUGGACACUCGGCAGUUAGCAGACGCGGACCUGGACCAGUUGGAGGUGUCGUCCCUCUGUGAUGGAGUUGUUCGGUUCCUUCAGGAUCUUCCUGGUCCUAUUCUGCCCACCUCACUACAAGCUGACAUGGUUCAUGCCGUGCAAGAGGUCAGAGACCCAGAGGACUGUGCCCAGGUGCUGCGUGGUGUGGCCAGCUCCCCUGCCUACCCGGGUCAGUACGGCCUCACCCUGCUCAGCGUGGUGCGACACCUGGCCCGAGUCUGUCUUCACGCAACCCGAAACCAGCUGAGCCCCCGAACCCUGGCUGAAACCUUCAGUCCGCUGCUGUUCAGGCAGUCUGCGGGCUCUGAGUCCAGUCUGGAUCCGCUGGUUCAGGUCCUGGAGGUUCUGAUAACUAGUGAACUCAACAUGAACCAGGCUGCACCAGCUUUGCCUCCCAAACCGGUGAAGUCUUCGGCUCCGGCGGCAUCCGGCAGCUUCAAUAACAGCAUGGCUCUGCAGGACGCUGAGUGGUACUGGGGCGACAUAUCCAGAGAGGAGGUGAACGAAAAGCUGAGGGACACUGCUGAUGGUACGUUUCUGGUUCGAGACGCCUCCACAAAGAUGCAUGGAGAUUACACACUGACCCUGAGGAAAGGAGGCAACAACAAACUGAUAAAGAUUUUUCACCGGGAGGGGAAGUACGGCUUCUCAGACCCCUUAACGUUUAGUUCUGUGGUGGAGCUGAUCAACCAUUACCGCCAUGAGUCCCUAGCCCAGUACAACCCCAAACUGGACGUCAAGCUGCUCUACCCAGUGUCCAAGCACCAGCAGGACCAGGUGGUGAAGGAGGACAGCAUUGAGGCUGUGGGGAAGAAGCUCCACGAGUACCACCUGCAGUACCAGGAGAAGAACCGCGAAUACGACCGGCUGUACGAGGAGUACACCAGAACCUCACAGGAGAUCCAGAUGAAGAGGACGGCCAUCGAAGCCUUCAACGAGACCAUAAAGAUCUUCGAGGAGCAGUGUCAGACCCAGGAGCGCUUCAGCAAGGAGUACAUCGAGAAAUUCAGACGAGAGGGCAACGACAAGGAGAUCCAGAGGAUCAUGGAAAACUACGACAAGCUGAAAUCUAGGAUCUGCGAGAUCGUGGACAGCAAGCGCCACCUAGAGGUUGACCUGAAGAAGCAGGCUGCUGACUACAGAGAGAUUGACAAGAAGAUGAACAGCAUCAAGCCAGAUCUGAUCCAGCUCCGCAAGACCAGGGACCAGUACCUGAUGUGGCUCACGCAGAAGGGAGUGCGACAGCGGAAACUGAACGAGUGGCUGGGGCUGAAGAAUGAAACCACUGAGGACGAGUACAGCAUGGUGGAAGACGAGGAGGACCUGCCGCACCACGACGAGCGUCUGUGGCGUCUGGGAAACAUCAACCGCAGCCAGGCCGAGUCGCUGCUCCGCGGCAAGAGAGACGGAACGUUCCUGGUCCGAGACAGCAGCAAGCCGGGCUGCUACGCCUGCAGCGUGGUCGUGGACAGCGAGGUGAAGCACUGCGUCAUCAACAAGACCAGCACCGGAUACGGCUUCGCUGAACCAUACAACCUGUACGGCUCCCUGAAGGAGCUGGUUCUGCACUACCAGCACACGUCGCUGGUCCAACACAACGACUCGCUCAACGUCACGCUCGCCUUCCCCGUCUACAGCCAGCAGAGGCGGUGACCACCCCACCCUGACUCCUCCCACCUCACGUCACUGCACCACAUUUCCACACUCAACUCCGCCCACCUCACUCACGCACACAUUUAACUGUGUGGAUUUGGUUGCCAGGACAACGCUUCCCAUUUUUACUGCAGCUCUGGUUUUGUUGACUCUCUGCAAGCGACAGUUGGGUCAGAGGUCACAGUUGUGUGGGCGGAGUCCACCCUGCACCCUCCACAAUAGGCAGGAACGUGAUGAUGUCUUCAGAUGCAUAUUGACAGACUUUUCUCGUGAACACUGUGAGCGACUCUGAACGAUGAACCAAGCUUCAUUCCAGAGGGAACUGAACCCUCAUCCAAAGACUUGACACAGCUUUCAUGUCUUCAGCUGAUGGUUCCAUGUGGAUCUGAGUUGCAGCUUGAGUCCUUCCUGAGGUGGAUCGGAACCAUUAACGGAACCCUGAUGUUGGGUUUCCAAAAGUUUCAGAACUGCUUGAAGGAUUUUUUUUUUUUUUCCCGACAGCAGAACUGAGUCACGAGUUUGUAUUGGAAAGAGCCUGAAACUGUCCACAUUUGAAUCAACACAAUUAUGUCUGUUGUCAUAGUAACUAUUUUCUUGCCUGUGCAGCUUUUUUAAAUAUUUUGUUCAGAUUGAAAAAUUUGUGUAAAAUCUCCAGAAAACGCCUGAUUAUCCCCCCACCGUGCCGCUGUAAGUUAAAGUUCCAGAUUUUUUUCAGAGGUCCUCAUUUUUCAUUUUAACGAGCUCAAACAUGUUAAAAUCAUGACUGAUCACCAACAUGUCACGCGAUUUCCCAUCAGCUGCUUUAUCUUUUACCUGAAGCUUUUUAAAGAUCCAUCGACUCUUCUGAACAUUGUUUCCAUUCCUGCGUCUCUUUGUCCCGAAUGUUGCGUCCGUAUCACAUUUGAGAUAUUUGCACUGAUUAUAAUGAAUCUCUAAAUCUUACACUAGGGGGCGAUAGCACAUUUUUAAUGUCAUAGAGCAGCAGCAGUUAGCAUCGUCAGCUGCUGCGAUAUUUUUGUGGUAAAGCACGGAUGCAGUUUAACAUCAGUAGGGUGUUGAUUUGUUGUGAAGUGGACGUGGCUCAACCAUGCAUCUAAUACCACUCAUUCAAAUGGAUGUUAGUGCCACCUAGUGGUCUCUUUUUUUUUUCAGCAAUAGAAGUGCUACCUCUGGGCUGCAGUUUUUUUGUUGUUUUAAAUUAGUACUUGGUUUGCUGGCAUGUCUGGGACCCUGUGUUCUGUUUUCCAGUAGAACCCAGUGACUCCCACAAAGACGAAAGUUUUAAAUGAUCCAGAUGAAGUGUUUAGCUCAUUAAUUAGCAUCCAGUUGCCCCAAAGGCCAAGGACACACCCCCACGUGUCACCUGACUGCAGCAGCUAGACGUCGACUCUAAGGAGAUCAGGAUGGUCCGUCUGGAUGGCCACCCUGCGGACUCGAACCAGGCCGCAUGGUCGACCAGUGCUAACUGUCCCACAGUAUUGUGGGAAAUGAAAAGUCUGGAUUAAGUUUUGGACACGCCCCCUAAUGCUGUCUGAUUUUUAUAAUCAAUGCAAAGUUAUCAGAUCGAUAAGUGUUUGUGAUCCCAACUUCAGCUGUGACAUUCCACUAAAAAUUAACACCUGUUUUUAUUCCCACCACAUUUCAUUCAUCAGAACACUUUUAUUCUGGUCCAAAGUUUAAAGCACAUUAUUGGUUUGUAAGGAAACAAACUCCAGGGGGCAUCAACGAUCCAGUGUGCUCGAGUUUGAAAUAUGGGGGGGGGGGGCAAUUUUUACUCAAGCUGCUGAUGUCAGUAACCUUGAACCAGUCAGCCCAAAGUCCUGCAGGAUUCACUUUGGACGUUCUCAUUUUUAUAUUUUUAAUUAAACUGUGUUUUUGUUUCUUGUCUUUGCUUCACUCAUAAUGUUAUUGACAUUAAUUAUGGACAAUAAAGCACCAGAUUCUCAAAACU
Messenger RNA from Thalassophryne amazonica, 4524 nucleotides. RefSeq names its product phosphatidylinositol 3-kinase regulatory subunit alpha-like. NCBI's taxonomy places the organism in Eukaryota, Metazoa, Chordata, Actinopteri, Batrachoidiformes, Batrachoididae. The transcript is spliced from 17 exons. The record is from RefSeq and is a predicted model, not a curated record. Gene Ontology annotation, biological process: insulin receptor signaling pathway; phosphatidylinositol phosphate biosynthetic process. Gene Ontology annotation, molecular function: protein binding; 1-phosphatidylinositol-3-kinase regulator activity. Gene Ontology annotation, cellular component: phosphatidylinositol 3-kinase complex. Bases 420 to 2573 code for a protein of 717 amino acids.